This is a messenger RNA of Ctenopharyngodon idella (grass carp), 1769 nucleotides long. Its product is annotated as Transmembrane protein 150A-like. The coding region runs from base 331 to 1041 and encodes 236 amino acids. The transcript is spliced from 6 exons. The record is from RefSeq and is a predicted model, not a curated record. Lineage: Eukaryota; Metazoa; Chordata; Actinopteri; Cypriniformes; Xenocyprididae.
AGAUCAGAAGUAGGUGAUUUUGUCCAGCUGCAGCUGCUGGUGUUUCUUUCAGAUGUGGAGCCCGAGGCUGUUUAUGACAUGAGAAGAGCUGAAGCUGAAGUCUGACUGUGAGAUGAAGAUGAUGAUGAUGAAGAGGAGGAGGAGGAGCAUCAGAUCAGGCCUCACAUGUGUUUCUCUCCUCAGUCACACUCAUGAACCAGACCACAAACUGACAGAAAAACACUUCAGAAGUUCAGCUCCUGCUGUCAUGUGUCGAUCUUUCGGCAGUUCUGGGAUGUUUUGAGCUGAAUGAAGAUGAGUGCUGAUCGGUGUGGAGUUUGAUUUGAAGAAAUGAUUCAGAGAAACUCUUGCAGGAGAGUAAAAAUGUCUCUGUGGUUCCUGCUGCCCAUCAGUCUGCCUGUGUUCACACUGCCUGGAAUCUGGAUCAUAUAUGCGAUGGCACUUUCCAAUCAGCACGUGUGUCCUGUGAAUAACUGGGUGUAUAAUUCAACCUGUGAGACGUCUUUGGUUCUUCAGAGCGGAUCUGAUCUGUGCUGCACGCUGGAUAAUAUCCCACUCAUCAGUAAAUGUGGCGGAGUUCCUCCAGAGAGCUGCUGGUUCAGUCUGCUGUGCAGUGCUGCUUCAUUCUUGGUGACUGUGAUUGGUCUGCUGCGUUACGCUCAACUGAUCCAUAAGGAGAGCAACAACGUGUUGAACAUCGAGGGUUUGUUUGCCGGAUGGCUCUGUGCCGCAGGACUCAUGAUUGUUGGAAACUUCCAAGUGGACCAUGCUAAAGUUCUUCAUUAUGUGGGCGCGGGUCUGGCCUUCCCCGCCAGUCUGCUGUUUGUGUGCGUGCAGACGCUCCUGUCGUACCGCGCGGCCGAGACACGGAGAGACUUCCAGACGGCUCAUCUGCGGCUCACGCUCACCUCACUGGCCUUCACCACCCUCAUACUCAAUAUCCUUUACUGCACACGAGUGUGUAACAGGAAGACAAUAUUUCAUAGACUUUUCCCUGUAGCUCAUAAAACUAGCUAUAAAUGCUGUGCGGUUGCUCCUUAACGUUCUGUCCUGCAGGCGGUGUGUUUUUCAUUCAGGAGAGUUUCGUUCUUCAGCACGCAGCUGCCAUACUGGAGUGGACGUUUGCGAUCAUCGUGCUGCUGUUUUACAGCUCGUUCUCGCACGAGUUCAGCUCCAUCUCUUCAGAAACACUCGUGGUUCUGAUGACAAGAAGAGCCGGUUCUUCUUCUGAGGGACGGAAACUAGAGAAAGUCUAGACAAACGUCUGACAUGUGAACAUUUGAGCAGUGAUUAUAGAGAGAAGAUGAGUAUUAAUGUGCAACCUGGUGGAAAAAUCUUUACAUUCUUGAAAAUAAAGGCUCUUUAAAGUGGCAUCAAUGGUUCCAUGAAGAACCUUUAAUCUUUCCGUUGGACAAAAGGUUCUUUAUUGUGGGAAAAGGUUCUUUAGAUUAUUAAAAUGUUCACUAAAAAAGGUUAUUUUAAGAACUGAUGAUCACUGAAAGUGUUUUAUGGUGAACUCAAGUUCAAGUGCAAAUUGUCUUAAUGUUCAGUUAAAAACAGUGUUCUUGAAUCAUGUUUGUGGACUCAUAUUCAGUUUCACAUGUUCUGCAUUAUGAUGAACUUUAUCAAAAGUGUGUGUGCAGAAAUGUUCACAGGUUUGUUUGCAUUGUAAUGUCAACAUACCACUUUUCUUUAGUAAGAAAGUUCUGUAAUAUUUCACUGGUUUAUUGUCAUGUCCUCACAGUUCAGCAAAUAUAUCAGAAUUAUGA